UCAUAUCAGGUUAAAUAAAUCCAAAGUAAGUCACCAUGGGAGUUUUAACUAUACUGUUGGUCACUGUUGUUGGAACUGUCUACGGAUAUGGUUAUGGCGGUGGUAGAGGGGGAGGUGGUGGAGUCAUCGCUCUAGGUGGAGGCGGUGGUGUUGGUGGAGGAUUACUUCUUGGUGGAGGCGGUGGUGCUGGCGGUCUUAUAGGAGGAGUCGGCGGUGCUGGCGGUCUCAUUGGAGGAGGAGGUGUUGCUGGAGGUUUAAUCGGAGGAGGAGGUGGAUAUGGAGGUUCGGUUGGAGGAGCUGGUCGUUGGUGGUGUACCUGCCGUCCAGGUCUUUGCCGUAAAGGGGAGCUUACUUUGGACAAAAAAUGCAGACUAACACCAUUGUUCCCAUGGCAAUGGAAUACAUGUUGCCAAUGGUUCCCAUGGUGGGUUACCAGCCGUAACUACGGCGGUGGAAUCGGUGGCGGUAUUGGCGGAGUUAUUGGUGGUGGCAUCGGUGGAGGAAUCAUCGGCGGUGGUAUUGGCGGUGGAAUCGGCGGUGGCAUCAUCGGGGGUGGAAUUGUUGGUGGAGUUGGAGGUGGAAUCGGUGGUGGAUAUGGUGGAUAUGGCAGCGGAUAUGGUGGAGGAAAAAAAUCAUAUUAAGCUGAAUGGACACCAAUUGAAGAAUACAGUAUCAGGAAUUUUCUUCAAUAAAAUUUAGUUUGCACAU
Molecule: messenger RNA, 708 nt
Organism: Mytilus trossulus (common blue mussel)
Lineage: Eukaryota; Metazoa; Mollusca; Bivalvia; Mytilida; Mytilidae
Exons: 3
Coding region: 36-641 (201 amino acids)
Source: RefSeq, a predicted model, not a curated record